Molecule: messenger RNA, 270 nt
Organism: Rotaria sordida
Lineage: Eukaryota; Metazoa; Rotifera; Eurotatoria; Philodinida; Philodinidae
Source: the annotation of a GenBank genome assembly
AUGAUUAUUCGUGGUGGUAUUAGUAUUUAUCCAAUUGAAAUUGAAAUUACACGCCAUCAUGAAGAAAUAUGUGCAUGGAUUAAAUUAAAAUCUAAUGAAACAAAAUGUCAAGCUGAAGAUAUUGUAAAAUUUCUUUCUGAUAAAAUAGGUUUUUUUAAAAUUCCUAAGUAUAUUCGUAUUGUUGAUAAAUUCAUAAUAACAUCAACAGGAAAAGUACAAAAAUUCAAAAUGUCUGAAGUGAUGAUUAAUGAACUAAAUAAAAACAAAUAG